Paramecium tetraurelia is the source of this 1287-nucleotide messenger RNA. RefSeq lists its product as uncharacterized. Gene Ontology annotation, cellular component: membrane. The transcript is spliced from 4 exons. Gene Ontology annotation, molecular function: palmitoyl-(protein) hydrolase activity. The record is from RefSeq and is a predicted model, not a curated record. NCBI's taxonomy places the organism in Eukaryota, Ciliophora, Oligohymenophorea, Peniculida, Parameciidae.
AUGGAUUUAGACUUUAUCUUUUUCCCAGCCCCAAAAGAUAUAUAGAAUGAUCACUAACAUGGUCAAAUAUUGUGGAUUCCUAAAUAUCCUAAACUUUAUCCUGCUUUUCAAAAUUAUGUACCUAGAACAAAUAAGAAGAGGGGAGUCUUCUUCAAAUAAAGUGAAUUGGAUUUUGAAGAUGAUCAUUUUUUAAUAGAUGAGCCCACAGAAACUUAGUUACAGCCCAUACCAAAUUUCUAAUGGAAACCAAUAACAAGCAGAUUAAGAAAACGAUAGCCUACUGACGCAAACUCUCCAACAUUUGAUUCUAAUGAAGGCAGUCCAGAUGUUCAACAAAAAUUGCAAAAAUUAAAUAUGCAGUCUGUUUAAAUCAUCACGAAGAAACCUUAAUUGUGUAGGAUGUCAUCAAAUCUUUACCCAAUUAAAAAGACAAGAAUUGAUUAGAGCAUUUGUUUUAGUUAACCAUUGAUUAAAUUGCCUCAAGAAUUGAUUGAUCUCAAAUAAAAAAAUCAAGAUUAAUCUAAUGAUGAACAACCUCCACCAAGAUCAAACUCAAGGGAAUCCCAUCAAAUCAAUGGCCAUAUUCCCUGCAUGUAUGUAAAUUCAAAUAAACAUUCCCCCAACAUUUUGUUAUAUUUUCAUGCGAAUUGUGAAGAUAUAACAUAAUCCUAUAAUUUUUUAGUUCAUCUUCGUGAAAAUUUAUAAGUCUCUGCUAUAGCUGUGGAAUAUCCUGGAUACGGCAAGUAUAAAAAUGAACAACCUUCAGCUGAAGCAAUACUAAACGAUGCCGAAUAUGUCUUUAAUUACAUUACCAAAAGAUUGGGAUAUGCUGAAAACAGAAUUAUUAUAUUUGGUAGAAGCAUUGGGAGUGGACCUGCUACUUAUUUGGCAAAUAAAUAUAAACCUGCAUGUCUAGUUUUAAUGUCACCAUUUACAUCACUUAAAGCAGCUGUAAGGGAUUACAUUGGUUCGUGGGCCUAGUUCUUAAUAAGAUAGAGAUUCGAUAAUUUAGAUCAGAUAAAGAAAGUGAAAGUACCAACAUUUAUAUUACAUGGUAAGGCAGACAAUAUCAUACCUUACUCAUAAGCAUUAGAAUUAUAUAAAUCAUGUAAAUCUGAUAAAUGUAUAUUACAUUUGGCAGAUGAUAUGGAUCACGUCAGUUAUAGAUUAUACAAAGACUUAAUUAAUCCAUUGACUGAAUUCUUACUUUAAAUUAAAUAUUAUCAGAAUAGUUCUUAAGGACCAAAAAUGCCAACUGUUCUCUUUUAUGACCCUACGAUUGAAUGA